CCUUAGCUACAGAUCCACUGCCUUAGUUUCCAUAGCCAACUGCCGUGCAAAAACACACAUCCACUAGGCAGAGAGAGGCGACACUAAUAAAAACACAAACAAAAGGGUGAUGGAAGUGAUUCACUGCGUGCGCGGCUGAGCACUGCACUUUGACUAUGGAAGCAGAGGCUGCUGAUGGAUAUAUAACAUGUGACAAUGAGCUUUCCCCCGAAAGGGAGCACUCCAACAUGGCUAUUGACCUCACCUCAAGUACACCCAAUGGGCAGCAUACCUCACCAAGUCACAUGGCAAGCACAAAUUCAGUAAAGCUAGAAAUGCAAAGUGAUGAGGAAUCUGACAGGAAGCCCCUGUGUCAGGAAGAUGAGAUCAGGGCUCAUGAUGAAGGAAGCAGCCUGGAAGAGCCCCUCGCUGAGAAUAAUGAGAUGACGGAUAACAGAAAGAUCCAGGAGCUAUCGAGCGAGGGAGGAAUCCGGCUUCCGAAUGGUAAACUGAAAUGUGACGUCUGUGGCAUGGUUUGCAUUGGGCCCAAUGUGCUAAUGGUACAUAAAAGGAGCCACACUGGUGAACGCCCCUUCCACUGUAACCAAUGUGGAGCUUCUUUUACGCAGAAGGGGAACCUACUGAGGCACAUCAAGUUGCACUCUGGGGAGAAACCGUUCAAAUGUCCCUUCUGCAGCUAUGCAUGCCGACGGAGGGACGCCCUCACAGGACACCUCAGGACGCACUCUGUGGGUAAGCCUCACAAGUGCAACUACUGCGGCCGGAGCUACAAGCAGCGCAGCUCGCUGGAGGAGCACAAGGAACGCUGCCACAACUAUCUGCAGAACGUCAGCAUGGAGGCUGCUGGGCAGGUCAUGAGUCACCACGUACCUCCUAUGGAAGAUUGUAAGGAACAAGAGCCUGUGAUGGACAACAAUAUUCCUCUGGUGCCUUUUGAGAGACCUGCUGUUAUAGAGAAGCUGACAAGCAACAUGGGAAAGCGUAAAAGCUCCACGCCACAGAAGUUUGUGGGUGAAAAGCUCAUGAGAUUUGGCUAUCCAGACAUUCACUUUGAUAUGAACUUAACCUAUGAGAAGGAGGCUGAGCUGAUGCAGUCUCACAUGAUGGACCAAGCCAUCAACAAUGCAAUCACCUACCUUGGAGCUGAGGCACUUCACCCCCUGAUGCAGCACACACCAAGCACAAUUGCAGAGGUGGCCCCGGUCAUCAGCUCAGCUUACGCUCAGGUCUAUCAUCCUAACAGGAUAGAAAGGCCCAUUAGCAGGGAAACAGCUGACAGUCACGAGAACAACAUGGAUGGCCCCAUCUCCCUCAUCAGACCAAAGAGUCGAACCCAGGAUAGAGAGGGCUCCCCCAGCAAUAGCUGCCUGGAUUCUACUGACUCAGAGAGCAGCCACGAAGACCGCCAGUCCUACCAAGGAAACUCUGCCUUAAAUCCCAAGAGAAAGCCAAGCCCGGCUUAUAUGAAGGAGGACGCCAAGGCUUUGGAUGCCACAAAAGCUUCUAAGGGCUCUUUAAAGGAUAUCUACAAGGUCAUCAAUGGAGAAGGGGAGCAGAUUAGGGCUUUCAAGUGUGAGCACUGUCGCGUUCUUUUCCUAGACCAUGUCAUGUACACCAUCCAUAUGGGCUGCCAUGGCUACCGGGACCCGCUAGAGUGCAACAUCUGUGGCUAUCGAAGCCAGGACCGCUAUGAGUUCUCAUCGCACAUUGUCCGAGGGGAGCACACAUUCCAUUAG
Rhea pennata is the source of this 1736-nucleotide messenger RNA. It is a transcript of the gene IKZF2, whose product is annotated as IKAROS family zinc finger 2. The record is from RefSeq and is a predicted model, not a curated record. Gene Ontology annotation, cellular component: nucleus. Gene Ontology annotation, molecular function: RNA polymerase II cis-regulatory region sequence-specific DNA binding; DNA-binding transcription activator activity, RNA polymerase II-specific. NCBI's taxonomy places the organism in Eukaryota, Metazoa, Chordata, Aves, Rheiformes, Rheidae. The transcript is spliced from 8 exons. The coding region runs from base 156 to 1736 and encodes 526 amino acids. Gene Ontology annotation, biological process: regulation of transcription by RNA polymerase II.